UCUUAAUUACCCCGACAGAUUAAGAGCUUAACUAUCCCGGCAAAGGCUUCCUUAAGUCCCUACUUAGAAGGUCAUGUCUCAGCUUUGCUAGCCAGAGAAGUGGUCAGGCGCUAGCUGACACUGACAGGCACACUGCACCAGGCUGCUAUCCUUUAGCAUUAGCUUCAUUCAUCCACUCUAACUGCUGCAAACAUGCAGGAGUGGGCAAAUCAGUUAUGCGAGAAUCGACAAUUUGGAUCCAAGAUGACGGACUCCAAGUACUUCACCACUACCAAGAAAGGGGAGAUCUUUGAGCUCAAAGCAGAGCUCAAUAGUGAUAAGAAAGAGAAGAAGAAGGAGGCUGUAAAGAAGGUCAUUGCAUCCAUGACGGUGGGCAAGGAUGUCAGUGCUCUGUUCCCAGAUGUUGUGAACUGCAUGCAGACAGAUAACCUGGAACUGAAGAAGCUGGUCUACCUCUACUUGAUGAACUACGCAAAAAGCCAGCCAGACAUGGCGAUCAUGGCUGUUAACACCUUUGUGAAGGACUGUGAAGACCCCAACCCUCUCAUCCGGGCUCUUGCUGUUCGUACCAUGGGCUGCAUCCGUGUGGACAAGAUCACAGAGUACCUCUGUGAGCCUUUGAGAAAAUGUCUGAAGGAUGAAGACCCAUAUGUGAGGAAGACGGCUGCUGUUUGUGUAGCAAAGCUUCAUGAUAUCAAUGCCCAGUUGGUGGAGGAUCAGGGCUUCCUGGACACCCUUAAAGAUCUCAUCUCUGACUCCAACCCUAUGGUUGUCGCAAAUGCAGUAGCAGCGCUGUCUGAGAUUGCUGAGUCUCAUCCCAAUAGUAAUCUAAUGGACCUGAACCCUCAGACCAUAAACAAGUUGCUGACAGCUCUUAAUGAGUGCACAGAGUGGGGACAGAUAUUCAUUCUUGACUGUCUGGCCAAUUACACACCUCGUGAUGACCGGGAGUCCCAAAGCAUCUGUGAGCGUGUGACCCCACGGCUCUCGCAUGCCAACUCUGCAGUGGUGUUGUCAGCGGUUAAAGUUUUAAUGAAGUUCAUGGAGAUGCUGCCCAAAGACUUGGACUAUUAUGGCACUUUACUGAAGAAGCUCGCUCCUCCACUGGUUACACUCCUCUCUGCUGAGCCUGAGUUGCAGUAUGUGGCGCUGAGAAACAUCAAUCUCAUUGUCCAGAGACGCCCAGAGAUCCUGAAGCACGAAAUGAAGGUUUUCUUUGUCAAGUACAAUGACCCCAUCUACGUCAAACUGGAGAAGCUGGACAUUAUGAUUCGUCUAGCAUCUCAAGCCAAUAUUGCUCAGGUGCUGGCAGAGUUGAAGGAAUAUGCCACUGAGGUGGAUGUGGACUUUGUGCGUAAAGCGGUCAGAGCCAUUGGCCGCUGUGCCAUCAAAGUUGAGCAAUCAGCCGAGCGCUGUGUCAGCACACUGCUAGACCUCAUCCAGACUAAGGUCAACUAUGUGGUGCAAGAGGCCAUUGUGGUCAUCAAGGACAUCUUCCGCAAGUACCCUAACAAGUAUGAGAGUGUGAUUGCCACUCUGUGUGAAAAUCUGGACUCUCUGGAUGAGCCGGAGGCGCGUGCCGCCAUGAUCUGGAUUGUAGGAGAGUACGCUGAGCGCAUCGACAAUGCUGAUGAGCUGCUGGAGAGCUUUUUGGAGGGUUUCCACGAUGAAAGCACUCAGGUGCAGUUGCAGCUCCUGACUGCAAUCGUCAAAUUGUUCCUGAAAAAGCCAACGGAGACCCAAGAGCUGGUGCAGCAGGUGCUAAGCCUAGCCACACAGGACUCUGAUAACCCAGAUCUAAGAGACCGAGGCUACAUCUACUGGCGUCUGCUCUCCACAGACCCUGUGGCUGCCAAAGAGGUGGUUCUGGCUGAGAAGCCGCUGAUCUCUGAGGAGACAGAUCUGAUUGAGCCUACACUGCUGGAGGAACUUAUCUGCCACAUUGGUACUCUGGCCUCUGUCUACCACAAGCCUCCCAGUGCCUUUGUUGAGGGCAGCCGUGGAGUUCAGCACAAGAGACUCCCUGGCAGUACUGAAUCUGGGGAGAGUGAGAGCCCUGACACAGCUUCUGCUGCUGCAGUUUCUGAUGCCCCUCCAGCUGUCAUCCCAUCCCAGGGAGACCUGCUGGGAGAUCUUCUCAAUCUCGACCUGACACCUCCCACCACCACUGGACCACCACCACCAGCCUCUAGUGGCAUGCAAAUGGGUGCUAUGGACCUUCUUGGAGGAGGACUUGACAGCCUGAUGGGGGAUGAGUCUGAGCCGCCGCCCAUUCCCCUGCGGAUGGACACUCCUCAGUCACCUCAGCUCCCACAUCAAUCCCCAUCGCCCCCAGAUUACAGCCCCACUGAGCUUGGAGGAGACCUUGGUGGAAGUCCUGCUAUUGGGGCUGGUUUUGGUGCUCCCCCAGCUGCAAUGCCAGCCUCUUUCAGUGCCCCUGUCAGCGGCGGUCUGGAUGACCUGUUUGAUCUCGGAGGGGGAGUUGGUAUGCCUAUGGGAGCCUACAGCGCCCCCAAAACUGUUUGGCUUCCAGCUUUGAAGGCCAAGGGCUUGGAGAUAUCAGGCACUUUCGCCCGCCGUUCUGGGGUCAUCCAAAUGGAGAUGACCCUCACCAAUAAAGCUAUGAGUGUCAUGACUGAUUUUGCUAUACAGUUUAACAGAAACAGCUUUGGUCUCGCUCCAGCUGGUCCACUGCAGGUUCUAACUCCUCUCAGCCCAAACCAGAGUAUUGAAGUGACUCUUCCCCUCAAUACUGUGGGACCUGUCAUGAAGAUGGAGCCUCUUAACAACUUGCAGGUGGCUGUUAAGAACAACAUUGACGUCUUCUACUUCAGCUGCCAGUACCCCAUCAGCAUGCUGUUUGUAGAGGACGGGAAGAUGGAGCGGCAAGUUUUUCUUGCUACAUGGAAAGACAUUCCUAAUGACAGUGAGGCCCAGUUUCAGAUCAAAGACUGUCAUCUCAGCUCAGAUGCAGCCUCUAACAAACUGCAGGGUAGCAACAUCUUCACCAUAGCCAAGCGCACAGUGGACGGUCAGGACAUGCUGUAUCAGUCCAUGAAGCUCACCAAUGGCAUCUGGGUGCUGACUGAGAUGAGGGUGCAGGCAGGAAACCCAGUCUACACAGUCUCUCUGAAGUGCAGAGCUGCAGAGGUUUCCCAGUGGGUGUUCCAGAGCUACGAGGCGGUGCUGAAGAACUGAACAAACAAGCCCGUGCAUCCACCCAGCCGCAGCCCUUGCAGACUACCAUCUCUCUCUCAUUCUCUCUCGCCUGACCCACGAACCACAUCACAGCCUCACGCAGUGCCGGGAGCCGCUUCCCGCUGCGUUCGGUCGGGACACUGCGGUCCUCAUGUUACCCAACCAUUUCAUCAGGAUGGUUAAUGGGUCUAUCGGCCCUUCCUUUCUUGCUUGCUUUCUUCCUUUUUUCCCCUCCAAUGCUGCAGAGAGAUGUGGUUCACUCUCUUGGCUGCCCUUAUCCUGUCCCCAUCUUUGUUCACACCACAUUCUUCGGUUUCAGGAAAUCAUCCCACAUCCCCUGUUCUCCCCUGUCCGAGCCAUCCUUAAACAAUCUUUAUUCGUUUCUAGGGGUGGGGGGCAGACGGCCGUGAAUGUUUCUCUGCAUGAGGCUCCUUUAUCAUUUUCAAGCCCUGCUUUUUUUCUCUCGCUCUCUCUCUCGCCCAUAUAUAUAUAUAUAUUGGAGUCUAUUUUUAGCACCUGUGAUCAGCAGGUGAAUCAUCACUUUCACCAUAUUUAUUUAGGGGUUAAUUUCAAUUAAGAUGUCAGACAGGAGAGGCUUUGACUGUAUUUUAGCUUCUCUCUGGAUCUUAAUAGAGCCACAUAAUUACAUCUAAAAAAACCCAUUACACUAUUGUUUUUGUCUUUUAUAGUUUUCUUUUAGUAUCUGGUUAUCAGGGGGCUCGUCAUCUGUCCCCGAAAGCAGAAUGUGUGUUUCCGUGUGCAUGGAAACUGUGUGUUACUGCGUGUUUAAUUUUUCAUCAACAUCGCAACAUUUUAUAGACUAGCAGCAGUUGUCCUCGGACUACUCUCUUACUCGGUCAUUCCAUGGUUAAAUUUUUGUUCGUAGUCUUGUUUAGCGCACAUGCUGCAAACUGGGAGAGAGGCUCAGGUGGCGAGAGUUUUAUAAGUGUCGGCGCUCUCUGCGUCAGCAGCGCUGGCCACCCCGGGCUCUCUGCCACUUUGCUCUCCGUGUAUCCACGCUGCAGCUCUCUCGAGGUCCAAGCCUUACCUGACAUGAAGGCUCAGGUGGAAAAUAAAGCAAAACAGCUGAUGCCAUAGUUUGUAACACUUCUGAGUCACAAGCGCACAUGUAGGUAGCAGGCAGCGUUCGCUAAAACAAAGCUGGAUCAACAUGCGGCGUCUCUGUUUGAGCUGCAGGCUCCGCUGAUUAAUUGGAUUCCUUUUAGCGAGCUGUUACAGACUGUACCGGCUCUACAGGAUCAGCACGGAGGCUGUGUAUUCUGAGUGUGUGUCUUUGUGUGUGAUGCAGCUGAUACUUAUGACAUGAUGUACAAAAAAAUCAGAUGUUUAAUCAGAUGUUUGUUUUUUUCAUUGUGUGUACAUCAUUUGAAGAACCAUUAAAAGUCUUGAUUAAUUCA
Haplochromis burtoni (Burton's mouthbrooder) is the source of this 4616-nucleotide messenger RNA. It is a transcript of the gene ap1b1, whose product is annotated as adaptor related protein complex 1 subunit beta 1. Gene Ontology annotation, cellular component: clathrin adaptor complex; membrane coat. The transcript is spliced from 24 exons. Gene Ontology annotation, molecular function: clathrin binding. The coding region runs from base 193 to 3198 and encodes 1001 amino acids. NCBI's taxonomy places the organism in Eukaryota, Metazoa, Chordata, Actinopteri, Cichliformes, Cichlidae. Gene Ontology annotation, biological process: vesicle-mediated transport; intracellular protein transport. The record is from RefSeq and is a predicted model, not a curated record.